Molecule: messenger RNA, 1716 nt
Organism: Jaminaea rosea
Lineage: Eukaryota; Fungi; Basidiomycota; Exobasidiomycetes; Microstromatales
Exons: 1
Coding region: 69-1472 (467 amino acids)
Cellular component (GO): Nem1-Spo7 phosphatase complex; cytoplasm
Molecular function (GO): protein phosphatase regulator activity
Source: RefSeq, a predicted model, not a curated record
GGGCACAGACUCCUCAGCCUCGGUCCAUUGAUAGUGGUGGUACCACUACGGAGGAAACGGCCGCAGCCAUGUCCGCUUCGACGGCGCCACGCAGGCAAGCCGUCACUCGACAACAGCGUAGCGUGCACCUCGACUCUCCCAAUCCAGCAGCCAAGCCUCCAACACCUGAUGGACCGACGUUCCGUGACCUCCUCAUCUUCGAGGAGCGACUCAAACAAAAUGCAGCUCGUCUGCUGCGACGCAAACGCAAGUACCAGACUACUCUAGCAUUGCUGUGCUGUGCCAUCCUCUUCCUGGGCUAUCACGUCGCAUUCCUUCCCAAGGCCUACCUGCCGCUGCAUUACGCCCAGCUAGCUCUGCUCGUCGUAUGCUCGACGACACUCUUCCUCUUCUUUGCCUCGGGCAUGUAUGCAGAGCGCAUCGUAGCUGCAAAUCGAUUCGUGCCACAGGCCAACAGGGCAUUGAGACCCUUCAACAUGUACCUCAAUACCAGACCCCCGCCUACCAAGUCAUGGUGGAGGAGAGCGCUACCCUUUAUCUCCUCGACGUCACCUACCGAGGCAGGACCACACGCUCCCCGCUCACCUGGCAACAAUGCUUCACAGACACGCCUUGUCCGCGGCCCGCCUUCACCGACCAGCAGCGGCGAUGCGACACCCACAGUUCGCCGUGUUCCCAUCCCUCCCAUCCCGCCGUCUUCAAAUCCAAGAGGCGAGAUCAUCUUCUCUAAUCGUGUGGCCCCCAACUUCCGCGAAGGCUACGAGAGAUACAGGAACGCAUUCGAGAGGCGCAGACGGGAGAAGCUCGAGGCGGCGAGGCAGGAAAGCUCCCCUUGGCGCUUCACCAAUUGGGUCACAGGAGGCCAGCAGGGCCAGCAGAGGGCGGGACCGGACGACCAAGAAAAGCAGCAAGGGACGCCAACAGGCGGUAUACCAUUAUCCACUCCAGCGCGAUCCCCCCGCACAGGCGGUGGCCGCUCAGCCAGCCCCACUGCCAAGGCACGCCAUCAGCUGUGUCGAGAGCGAUCAGAUUCAGCCGCUUCUUCGACGUCGGCAGCAUCGGGCGCCUCCCAUCACUCUGCCGGUCCAGAGGCCCCCCCACGUAGUGUCAGUCCGCGAACUCGAGCGCGUGAGCUUGCAGCUGAGGCAGAUGCAGCAGGAGCUGAAGGUCGAGACAGUCGGCGCUCCUCCAUCUCUUCGAGCGGGUCGUCUGCUGAGGGCGGAGCGAGGAAGAAGAACAAGAAGAAGGCAGCAGCCGUGGAGGGCAAGAAGAAGAAAAAGGCCGCCGCAGCGACAGGGGCGACAGAGGGCGGCGAGUCCGACGCGGCAACUACGCCUGCCGAGGAGGGACAAGCAGAGCCAGCGGCGGACCGUGGCAGCUGGCAAUCCGAGCAGAAGAGCGCCUUUCACGAUGGCAGCGUCGCUACGAUGUCGGAGGGCGAAGAAGGCUGGAUCCAGGUAGCUCGACGCUGAGUAGCUCGACGCUGAGUAGCUCGACGCUGAUGCGAUCAGCUACCCGUCAACCCUACACGCGUCGCUGCUUGUCAAUACCUUGAAUUACAACAAGCGCGAUUGCGCCCCAUCCUCCGCGCUUUCAUGACUCGAUCCUCGCCCUCGUCACUUUUUCACAGCCCCGAGCAACGCCGCCGCCCCUGCGGCUCCCACCGCGCCUCCGGACGCCGCGGCUGUCCCAUUUGUUGUGCUGCCAUUUACGCCA